UUGAGUCCAGUUGUACAUAUAAACUUUGCCAUACAUCUUAAGGUUUUUUUGGAAAGUUCAUCUACUGAAUAUUUUGUGAAAAUCCUCCAGAAAAGUGCAACUGGGUUGACAGAGCCCACACAGAGGACCUGCAGGAAAUGGACAAGAUAUUUUCUAAAGACAUUGAGGUCGCUUUCAUCUCUCUUGACUAAACGGGGUCAGAAAGAAAACGUCUUGAAACAGAGCUGAGUGGGAGAACAGAAAGGAUGAGGCGAGGAAAAGCUCCCUCUUCGAGGCGCGCGGAAAUCAUGCACAUCUAUCGCUGCUACGCCCCUGGAGGGAAGGAGCUGACGGCAAAGAGCUUGCUCGAAUUCCUCCACAAGGAGCAGAUAGAAAUCGCUGCCAGUGAAAGGACUGCGGAGCAGAUGAUCGACAAGUACGAGAUUCAUGAGAAAGCUCGGCAGGAGAGAACCAUGACGUUUGAAGGAUUCCUCAGGUUCAUGGAGUCAAAGGAUUGCUCGAUCUUUAACAAGGAGCACACUACUGUCUACCAGGAUAUGGAGCAACCUCUGUGCCACUACUUCAUAUCAUCUUCUCAUAACACUUACCUCACAGGGGACCAGCUUCUGGGACGAAGUCAUUUAUUUGCCUAUGUAAGUGCUCUGAGGAAAGGCUGCCGGUGCCUGGAGAUAGACUGUUGGGAUGGGCCUGAUCUGGAACCUGUCGUCUACCACGGUUACACUCUGACAAGCAAAAUCCUGUUCCGGGACGUCAUUGUAACGAUAGAGCACCAUGCGUUUGAGGUCUUCCCCUACCCUGUGAUCCUUUCCCUGGAGAACCACUGUACACCUCCCCAGCAGGAGAUAAUGGCUCGCUACCUCAGAGGAAUCCUGGGAAACAGACUGCUGGACAUGACUGUCAACAACAACUUCUCCAGAGAGCUGCCCUCCCCCAACGAUCUGAAAUACAAGAUACUGAUAAAGAACAAGAAAAUUGGCCUCCUGCAGGACACCGUUCUGAGGACAGGAACAGACAGGCAUGGGGAGGUUGGAGAGUGUGAGGAGAGUGAAGAUGAGGAGUCUGAGGAAGAAACACCUAAGAGAAAAAAGCAUUUUUCCAAAUCGGAAAAGACGGUAGAAAAGAAACAGAAGAAGAAAAUCACAGUAGCCAUGGAGCUGUCUGAUCUUGUCAUCUAUACAAAGUCCGUGAAAUUCAUCAGCUUCAGUCAUUCCAGUGGGAACCAGAAGUUCUACGAGAACACUUCGCUUGGGGAGAACAAGGCCCGUAAACUGGCCAGAAACUCAGGCUGUGAGUUUGCGCUCCACAAUUCCAGGUUCCUCACCAGGAUCUACCCAGCUGGAUCUCGAACGAUGUCUUCUAACUACAACCCUCAGGAGUUCUGGAAUGUUGGGUCACAGCUAGUGGCACUGAACUUCCAGUCCCUGGGACUGCCGAUGGAUUUGAACAACGGAAAGUUCCAGGACAACGGAGGUUGUGGAUACGUUCUGAAGCCACAUUUUCUGAGGACUAAUGAGACGGGUUUUGAUCCAAAUUGUCUACAACAGAACUUCAAGCCUGUAUAUCUCCUCAUCAAGGUUAUAAGUGGAUAUAACCUUCCUGUCCCCAAACACAGUAAAGGAAUCAACCCUUAUGUCCGUGUGGAGAUUCAUGGAGCUCCUGCUGACAACUGCAGGAAACAAACAGACCCUGUAAAACGCACCUCCUUAAAUCCACGUUGGGAUGAAAACAUGAACUUUGCUAUUCAAGUGCCAGAUCUUGUCCUAGUGCGCUUCGUUGUCAAGGACCAAAACAGCAUCCUGUCUGACGAUUUCAUCGGACAGUACACUCUGCCUUUUACCAGCAUGAAGAAAGGUUACCGCUGGGUUCCACUGAAGUCAAGGGAAGGUUACAGCCUAGACCCAGCUUCGCUCUUUGUUUAUGUGUGGUACUGUUAAUAAUGCAGGUGCUCCACACAUCCAUCUCCUGGACUAUGGGAAUCAUACUAAUGUUCCUAAGGUCCUUUUCACCUCUUCACAGAAGGGAAAUUGUAUAUUUCCUUCUUUGACACUUGGCAUUUCAUUAAAACAUAAGCCAUGCACAUCCA
Molecule: messenger RNA, 2083 nt
Organism: Lepisosteus oculatus (spotted gar)
Lineage: Eukaryota; Metazoa; Chordata; Actinopteri; Semionotiformes; Lepisosteidae
Product: 1-phosphatidylinositol 4,5-bisphosphate phosphodiesterase zeta-1
Biological process (GO): release of sequestered calcium ion into cytosol; lipid metabolic process; positive regulation of cytosolic calcium ion concentration involved in egg activation
Cellular component (GO): nucleus
Molecular function (GO): phosphatidylinositol-4,5-bisphosphate phospholipase C activity
Source: RefSeq, a predicted model, not a curated record